Molecule: messenger RNA, 1200 nt
Organism: Boeremia exigua
Lineage: Eukaryota; Fungi; Ascomycota; Dothideomycetes; Pleosporales; Didymellaceae
Exons: 1
Coding region: 1-1200 (399 amino acids)
Source: RefSeq, a predicted model, not a curated record
AUGCCGUCCUUGUUCAAGAUGUUGGAUUCAAGAUCUGAAUCUCACCCUCACACAGAAAAUGAAUUAAACGAUCGCUCGCAUCGCACCCAAAGGCGGCAUUUGCAGUCGACAUCACGUUCUGCUGCGUGUCGUGGUCUGUAUGCCAUUUCAUCGAGUACUGCUGAUAGACAAAAGCGGAACACGUCUUGCUUGGCGCAAAUCGAGACGUCGGGUCGUGUGAAUCCUAGGAGUGGUGAUGAUGCGAACGACCCAAUAAUCAAAUGCUCAAUGUAUCCGCAGAUGAUCGGUAAGCGGCGGUCUGAGCUGGAGGCCCAGGCUCGCACUUCGUCGACGAAGCACGACCGAGAGAUUGAAGCGCAUCGUCACGAACGACUUGUCCGUACAGCACGACGACAGCAGGUCUCGUCUCGUGUGCGACCUCAAUCGGAGGAGUCGGACUUCUCUUUUAGUUCUGGGUACAGCUCUGACGGGAACCCAGAGGGGCUACCGGUCCGAGUGUGUAUAUACCCUCAAGCAAAGUACAUUGUGGAGCCAGUCAAGACAACCACAAACUCCCAGCAACCUCCAACGAUAGCUUCGACAUGGUCUUCGUCCCAUGCCUUAAAGCGCAGUAGCCUUCCAGGCGACGAGUAUCAGAAGCUCGUCCGGCGUCAAAAGAUGCAGCGUGCGCGUGAAGUCUUACAUCUCCAUUACGCCCACAAUGGCUUUGUACGGAACAAACAUAUCCAGCAUGGGAUGAUGCAGAACUUCACAAUGCGAAAUUCUGAGCGACGACGCGAGUCUAAGAUUCGACACGCGGUGCGUCAGGCACUUCGAGUUAAUCUUAAUCUCCUCGAAGACACCUUCAAACUGGCCAUGAACCGCCGCGCGGAUGGGGUGUACUUUUGUGAACUGAGCGACGUCGAUGGGGUUCCCAUCGAGGAGCGAAUGCUACAUGACUUCAUCCGUCGGUACCAGGAAGCUCAAGACGCUGCGUGUGCGCCGAAGCCAUCGGAUUUUCCGUGUAAUCGAACGAUCCAGCGUACCCAGAUUGAUGAACGUCAUGGUAGAAUCGGACGGGCAGCACUGGCUCUUCAAAGAACAGACAACACCGCGGCACCGGACGCGCCAGGCAAGCAUCCGCUGGUUAGCAAAUUCAGCUGGGACAGUGAUGAUGGGCAAGUGGACAUGCGAGAGCGUCUGACGACGUCAAAGCAUUAG